Caenorhabditis elegans is the source of this 96-nucleotide messenger RNA. RefSeq lists its product as uncharacterized. The coding region runs from base 1 to 96 and encodes 31 amino acids. The record is from RefSeq and is marked reviewed. The transcript has a single exon. NCBI's taxonomy places the organism in Eukaryota, Metazoa, Nematoda, Chromadorea, Rhabditida, Rhabditidae.
AUGACACACUAUCCGACCCAUUCACUCGUAUACCCUCUCCCUCACUCAAACAGCCAGAUCACCUCCCCCCACACCAGUGCGCAAGUGAAUGAGUGA